Messenger RNA from Helianthus annuus (common sunflower), 2311 nucleotides. RefSeq names its product protein ROOT PRIMORDIUM DEFECTIVE 1. The transcript is spliced from 3 exons. Gene Ontology annotation, molecular function: RNA binding. The record is from RefSeq and is a predicted model, not a curated record. Lineage: Eukaryota; Viridiplantae; Streptophyta; Magnoliopsida; Asterales; Asteraceae. Bases 285 to 1655 code for a protein of 456 amino acids.
UGACUAUACCUGAAGCUGGUUUGAUACCCUUGGGGAGAAAAAAGUUCAGUAAGAGCCCAGGCAGGCCCGCUAUUGCUGGUGGCCCAACUCAUCAACAUUCUCAGUUGCACAACCGCUGUUUUUGAAACCUAGAAGCAACAUCAGAGACACACAAAACAGUCAGUUCCUUCAAACGAAACCUAAACGACAGUUCAACAGCUCCCAUUUUGACUUCUGGCUUCAAACGAUUUCUCUUUCAGAUUUAGUUUCCCUCGAGGUGUUAAACCCGAAACCUGUUCGCCAAAAUGCACAAAAUUUUUCGACCUUUGGUUCAAGUUUCAAAGUCAGUUUCAAGAUCUCUACACCCACCGAACUUGAUUCUGUUUUUCGUUCAUGAUUUUUCACAAUCAACCUCAAUUCCCAAAAAGCAACAACGGGUUAGAGAUCAUGGAUACGACAACUACAUGGAAAUCGAGAAAAAAAUACGCAAAGUUCUUAAAGUUCAAGAACUUAUUCUCUCCCAGCCAAACUCUAUGCUCUCAUCAGCCCGUUUAGACAAUCUUUCUCGCCGACUCGGGUUCAAACAGUUUGAAGCGGGCCGUUUUGUCCUCAAAUUCCCACACAUAUUCGAUGUUUUCGAACACCCGGUUCAACGUAUACUUUACUGCAGACUUACAAGAAAAGCCCUUAUCCAAAUUCAGCAAGAAAACGAAGCCGUCAUGGCCCAAAUCGAUGAUUCCGUGACCCGUUUACGAAAGCUCCUAAUGCUGUCAAACACUAAACGGUUAGGGCUAGAGCAUGUACGGAUUGCAAAGAGAGAGUUCGGGUUCCCGGAGGACUUUGAAUAUUCCGUAAUUCUGAAACACCCCGAAUUUUUUCGAUUAUUUGAAGAUAAAGAAAGUAAAAGUAAGUACAUCGAAUUAGUCGAAAAAGACCCGGAACUCGGUGUCUGUGCUAUAGAGAAAGUUAGGGAAUACGAGUAUCGAGAAAAAGGCGGAGACGCUGAAAACAUACGGUUUUCGUUUAUUAUCAAUUUCCCACCCGGGUUCAAAACCGGGAAGUAUUACAAAAUCGCCAUUUGGAAAUGGCAACGGCUUCCGUAUUGGUCACCGUACGAGGACGUGUCGGGUUACGAUAUGCGAUCACUCGAGGCUCAAAAGAGGAUGGAAAAGAGGGCGGUUGCUAUGAUUCAUGAAAUAUUAUCGUUAACUGUCGAGAAAAAGAUUAGUUUGGAGAGAAUUGCACAUUUUAGGAUUACUAUGAAUCUGCCGAAAAAGCUUAAAGAUUUUCUUCUUCAACAUCAGGGAAUAUUUUAUAUUUCGACGCGAGGGAAUUACGGGAAGCUUCAUACGAUUUUCUUGCGAGAAGCGUAUAAUAAGGGGGAAUUGAUUGAACCGAAUGAGGUGUAUUUGGCAAGACGACAGUUGGCUAAGCUGAUCACUUUGAGGAGACUGAAUACGGAUCAUCAGUUUGUUUAUCAUAGGAGGGAAAGUGUGAGUGAUCGUUUUGACAGAGUUGACUUAGAUCAAGUCAAAAUUGGUUCUGAAAAGUCUUGGAAUGAGGUCAAAAUCGGUGAUAAUGAGCAGGGGAGUGAUGGUUCAGAAUCUGAUUUGGAGAGUGAUGGCGAGUGUUGUGGCGUUGAUGAAGAAGAUGAGGAAAACAAACUGAUUGAUUAAUCUUUCUAGACUGUGCAUUUUGUGAGUCGAAGCUUCCUUUUUUUAAAGAAACCAGAUUAUCAAAUGGCCGACGACGCAGCUUCAACUAACGCUUAGGGUUGACAUCAAUCGUCUCGUCCUCUUCGGACCAAGAUCAAAGCACAUGGGUGACUCCUUUCAUGGCACCUAACUCUCAGAUGUCUCCGGAGAAAGGCGAGCUGCAGAAGACGAGAAGCUUUCCGUUGCAACGAACCACAAGUUUUCCAGAAGAGGAUGAUGUUGAUAAAAGAGCUGAAAGGUUUAUAUCGAAUUUUUAUCGACAGUUGAAGAUGGAAAGACAGGUUUCUUUGCAGCGAAAGCAUACUAGCUUUGAGUCAUCUAAUACUUUUUCACCGUGAUCGUGUAUGAGGCGUUCUGAGCAAGUAUUUUUAUGAUCAGAUCGAUGAAAUCAGGUUUGAUCAAUAUAUAUGGAGGUCUUUGUUUCGGUGAUAAGAUCUUCAGUUGUUUGUUUGAUUUUGAUUCUUUUAUGAGUUCAGUACCCGAAAGGGGAAAAAAGAAUUUGGCUGCUUGGAUAGUCAGCUCUAAAUUCUCUAAAUUUUCAUGUAUAUUCUUGUAUAAUAAUAAUGAGAAUAUUAUGUAAAUAUUUAUUUUUCAUCUGAAAUUUGGAGUUAUUUUGA